AUGGAUAAGCUCGAUUCCGCAUUACUCAAAUCAAGGGACCCCCGAACGACCUUUAUCUUUGAUAAACGCUGUCCACUCGAGGAGCUAAUGCAUCUUAACCCUCAUUGUCCCCUUCGGAAGGGCAUCAUUUAUUAUUGUCGGAAGAACACCAUCUUUGAGCACAAUAUACGUUCUUCUAGUAAACGCGAGCCACGAAUCGUCGCGAGAAACCAAUUUAAAGCGACAUCUUUUCAGGAUUUGACCACUGUCAAUGACACUGAGCAUCUCAGCGAUGCUGUAUUGUCACUGGGCGUCCGGGGGUCGCGGUAUUUCGAGUUCAUUCCAAUCAACGGCAAUCGGAUGCUCCUCUUUGCCAGGAACUCUUUCUCUGGCAUAACCGGGGAUUUUAAAGCUCAGUACUGUCUGCAUCUCUCAAUUCAUGAAAUCUGCUCCUACCGUUUUGGUCCCGCUUUGUGGACUUACCACGGCGACGGCCAUUCAAGUAUCCCGGGAUUGCACUGGAUGAAGUCGAACACAAACACUUUGGGAAUCACAUUUGGACUGAGUUCUAGAGACCAUAUGGAGUUGUUUGACAUAGAUAUUGAGGGAGACUAUCCUCUAAUUGAGGUUGGGCGAAUGAAUUAUGCUGAUGGUGCCAUGUUCGUUACACAAUCACCCGACAGGAAUAUUCUUCUCAGCGUCGCGGGCCAGUUGGGUGCCGAAAAGAUUAACAUCUUCUACUCCGACUCUGGUGAUGCGAACAAUAAGGACUUCUCUUUUGUUACUAAUGUGUCGAUUCCCAAACUCGCCAACGCCUAUGGUCAACUUCCGCCGAUGGGGCCGCCCGUAGUAGUCCUUGAAUUUUCCGCUGAUGGGUCUAAAUUUGCUAUGGCUACAUCUGACGGCGUCAUGUCCGUUUAUGAUGUUCGAAGUCAAAUUCCCUUACUGGUGUUGGCAGUGGAAAAGCAGAGAUUUGUGAAUGAACCCAUAACCUUUCUCAAAUUUAGCAAAGGAAUCUUAGGAAGAGAGGUUUUGGUGUUCAUGGAGAACGCACUUCUCCAUAAAAUUAUUCACGUCAUCGAUGCGACGUCAUUUGCAACCGUGACGACGGAAAUUUUCGUCUUACCCAUCGACUACAGUUACAGCAGGCGCCAAGAAGAAUCAGCGGCGUUGUUUCUGGAUCCCAGAGGAGAAAGUCUGUAUGUUUUACUGGACGGAAUACUCUAUGAAUGGGAAAUGCGAAAGAACGACGAUUCAGAAUGGUGGAUUGGGGAGUGA
Molecule: messenger RNA, 1257 nt
Organism: Laccaria bicolor S238N-H82
Lineage: Eukaryota; Fungi; Basidiomycota; Agaricomycetes; Agaricales; Hydnangiaceae
Exons: 5
Coding region: 1-1257 (418 amino acids)
Molecular function (GO): protein binding
Source: RefSeq, a predicted model, not a curated record